This is a messenger RNA of Abrus precatorius (Indian licorice), 1748 nucleotides long. RefSeq lists its product as uncharacterized. Gene Ontology annotation, molecular function: protein binding. The record is from RefSeq and is a predicted model, not a curated record. Bases 85 to 1413 code for a protein of 442 amino acids. NCBI's taxonomy places the organism in Eukaryota, Viridiplantae, Streptophyta, Magnoliopsida, Fabales, Fabaceae. The transcript has 9 exons.
CGUGUUUUGUUUUCUUCACCUUUCCUAAUCGAAGAACAACACACUGCAAUCAAACCAAGCUUUGAACUUUGGUAUACGCACGCCAUGAUGUCUCUCCAUGGCUUGUACCGUCCUUUUGCUCACAUGGCCGAAGAAGAUUUCUUUGACGAAAUAGACGACCAAAACUAUGGUGGGGGUGAUGGAGAACAUGUUGCUUAUGAUGAAUAUGAGAUGCUUACUAAGGUGACUGAUACGUCUGCUGCACAAGCAAGGAAGGGGAAGGACAUUCAGGGAAUUCCGUGGAAGAGGUUGAACAUAACGAGGGAAAGGUAUAGAUUGACAAGGCUUGAGCAAUACAGGAAUUUUGAGAACAUUCUUACAUCUGGGGAUGUUGAGGACAAGGAGGGAAAACAAGUGGAGAAGGGUGGCAGAUACUAUGAAUUCUCUCAUAAUACAAGAGUGGUUAAGCCUACUGUUCUUCAUUUUCAGCUGAGAAACUUAGUAUGGGCUACUUCAAAACAUGAUGUCUACCUUAUCUCCAACUACUCAGUUAUGCACUGGUCAUCAUUAAGUGGCAGUUUGUCUGAGAUAAUCAAUUUUGCUGGACAUGUGGCCCCUACUGAGAGAUAUGCAGGAAAUUUGUUGGAAGGAUUUUCAAAGACCCAGAUUAGCACAUUGGCUGUCAGGGAUAAUAUUCUUGCUGCUGGUGGCUUCCAAGGAGAGCUUACUUGUAAGCGUUUGGAUAAGAAGGGAGUAAGCUUUUGUACACGGACAACACAUGAUGAUAAUGCUAUAACAAAUGCAAUUGAAAUAUAUGACAGUUUGAGUGGUGCAACUCAUCUUAUAGCUUCCAAUAAUGAUUGUGGUGUGAGGGAAUAUGACACAGAAAGGUUUCAGCCUUUAAAUCACUUCCAGUUUCCUUGGCCAGUGAAUCACACAUCAAUUAGUCCAGACCGUAAGCUUAUGACUGUUGUUGGAGAUCACCUCGAUGGACUGCUAGUGGAUCCUCAAAAUGGGAAGACUGUUGCAACAUUGGUUGGUCAUCGUGAUUACUCUUUUGCUUCUGCAUGGCAUCCUGAUGGACAUACCUUCGCAACGGGGAAUCAGGAUAAGACUUGCAGAGUAUGGGAUGCUAGACACAUAUCGUCUCCUAUUGCCAUUCUCAAGGGUAACCUAGGGGCAACACGGUCUAUUCGGUUUUCUUCGGAUGGUCAAUUUAUGGUGGUUGCUGAGCCUGCAGAUUUUGUGCAUGUUUAUAGUACAAAGGCAGAUUAUAAAAAACGUCAAGAGAUUGAUUUCUUUGGGGAAAUUUCUGGGGUUUCUCUGAGUCCUGAUGAUGAGUGUAUGUACAUUGGAAUCUGGGAUCGGACUUAUGCGAGCUUGCUACAAUAUAAUAGGAGGCACCAAUAUGAAUAUCUUGAAUCCUACUUUUGAUCUUUGAUUCGUGCUGGUUGAUUUAGGAGUAUCCUUAAUGUUAAUUUGUAGAGCAGUAUGAGAUUCUAUAUCUUUUCCCUUUGUUUUUUGCAGUAUUUUAUGCAGGUCAGUAUGAUUAAUGAAGACCACAGCAUCCUAAGAUAUUUGUACAAUGUAAUCAUUCCUCACCUUAAUUCCUUCUAUUUCUGAACUCUUGAUCUGAAUGCCACCACCAUAAGUCCUUAAAUUGGUAUUAAUGUCCUGUGCAUUGGCAUUAGGUUGUGUGUAAUUUUACUUGAACCAAACGAUUUGGUCAAUCGAAGGGGAAAUCUACAGUUUCCGAAGAAUGUUCUCUU